Drechmeria coniospora is the source of this 849-nucleotide messenger RNA. RefSeq lists its product as uncharacterized. Lineage: Eukaryota; Fungi; Ascomycota; Sordariomycetes; Hypocreales; Ophiocordycipitaceae. The record is from RefSeq and is a predicted model, not a curated record. The transcript is spliced from 2 exons. The coding region runs from base 1 to 849 and encodes 282 amino acids.
AUGGCGUCCAGAAUGGGACCAAGGAGCGUCAAGGACGCCACGCGCUUCACGUCGACGAUUCCACACGCGACAGCAAAGACUCCGGGAGCAGCUGGUUCCGGUUCUGCUGCAGCUUCAGCGAGGCCGUCACCACGGCUUCCUGGCGAGACGCCAGAGCAGCGGGUACGAAGGCUGCGACAAGCACACCUUGCGGCGCAGAAGGCACAGAUCAGCAGGACCGAUCGGGUGAUUGAUGCGUCAAGGAGAUUCUUGGAUGUGGCACACCGGUGGACUGUCGGAGGCAUCGUCGUCUUCACGGCUGUUGCCGGUGUGGUGAGUGUCUACUCCGUGUGGGACAUGCUGCGCUACAACCGUGCCCGUCGUGCCGAAUGGAUCGAAGCGCAGAAGAAGCUCGAAGAAGACUCUCUCUCCGCCGCUCGCAUCGCCUACGUCAAAGGUCAAGCAACCGAGGAGCAGAUCGCGCUCGUUGAAGAAGCAAAUCGUGUGGCUGAAGAGACGGGCGUCAGGCUACCGCCUCUGCUGUCGCCGCCCGAACAACGAACACAUUUCGAGGAACGUGUUCAGCCCGCUUUCCAGGCUGCAGAGAAGAAGCAGGGCAAGGGAAUUUUCGGUCUAUUCUCAGGCCUUCUUGGCGGACAAAACCCUAACGAGGCAGCGUCCUCGCCGAACGACGCGGCAGCGCCCGCCAACACGUCCACAGACGACGUGCAGUCGAUCGAAGCCAGGUCAAGAGAUGUCUGGGAGGCUGAAAAGGCGGCACAGCGCAGUGGAGGCAGCCUGGACCAGCUCGGUCUGGAGACUGGGAGUUCAGGACAGUCCUCUGGAAAGAAAGGAUGGUGGCCCUGGUGA